AUGCCGGAAAACAAGCGUCAACGAACUCUAGUGGAUUUUAAGAUCCCCAAGACACAUGUACUUCCCGGGAACCAGCCGAAAAGACAUAAAGCUGAGCCAUUGUACAUCGAUUUAGAGUGCGAUGAGAUAGAAACAGAAACAGUUUUAGAGCAAAAUUCAAGUUCAUGUGGCCCCAAACUGUUUGUUUCUGAAGAGGAAUUUGAGUAUACUGAAAAGUUGGAAAUUCUGGCAAAUCGUCAUGAUUUUGGUGGUCCCGCAGAGCUUCGAAAGGAAGAAAAAGAAGAUGAGGAGGUGACAGUGUCACACACAGCAGAAGUUGCCGAGUCUGACACUCCCAACACGCCCAAAUUGCAUAGAUCCAAGAUUUCUGCGGCUACUAAACAGUUCCCCGUCAAAUUGCAAUACAAGCCAGAAAAGAAACCACGAAUAUUGUCCCGACCUUCAAAAAUCGACAUGGAACCCGCAGGGUCCGAGAUGAGAGUGUUGCCUUCAGUUUCAGAAGUGGGGCCCGAGCAACAACUGUUGUGUCCCGUUUGCGGUAUUGUUCUAACACUACUGAAAAUUCACGAACGAGAAAUCCAUUGCGAUACAUGUGUUACCGUCAAACGACCAUUAACUUCAAAACGGACCGGCAGGCCUGCUCCCAAACUCUCGAAAGUCAAAAAACUCUUUUUCAAAAACCACACUAUAGUGGUUGACGGCUUCAAUUUCGAUUCCGAUCCUGCCAUCAACCAGUAUUUUCUGUCACAUUUCCAUGCCGAUCAUUACAUGGGCAUCAAAAAAUCAUGGGCUCAGGGCAGUAUCUAUUGCUCCAAGGUUACCGCUGACCUUUUGUCCUACAAAUUUAAAGUUCCACACGAAAGAAUGGUAGCUUUGCCCGAAAACGUCACCGUGCAGGUGACAGAAAACCUAUCUGUGAUCUGUUUUGACGCCAACCAUUGCCCUGGGUCGUUUGUAUUUUUGUUUCGUGAAUCCGACGACCAGGAUAAGACCAUUCAGUGGGUACUGCAUACGGGUGACUUCAGAAGCAACAAUGAUCUGAUUUCGCGCAUUAAUUCUCAUACCAACAACGCUCGAAUCGACAAAGUGUACUUAGACACAACUUACAUGUACCCGUCCUACCACUUUCCCCUGCAACAUUUGUUGCUAGACGCCACAAGUGAUUUCACUCGCAAGCUGAAAAACGAAGGUUUCCAAAAGCUCUUUGGUGAUCGCCAGAGCUCCAUCAUGAGCUUUCUGUCCAGGUCGCUUCGCUUAAGUCACCUGUACAAGUUUGUGUUUCUGGUUGGAACCUACACUAUCGGCAAAGAGAAGCUGGCGGUUGCCAUCGCUCAAAAAUUAGGAACCAAGAUCUUUCUACCCAAGGACACCUCCAAACAUCGCAUUUUCCAAACUUACCAACAUCAUUUCCCUGAGGACAUUAUCACUCAUGAUAUCACCAAAUCCUGCGUCCACUUGGUAUCGAUAAGAACGCUAGCAUCAAAAGAAAGUCUUCAGUCUUACUACAAACCAAUCGCUCAUAUCUACGAGAACAUGGUGUGUUUCCAUCCCACCGGCUGGUCCUUUAAGAAUGGUGGCAGAUUUAUAAAACUUCAUGAGUCUGCGGACCAGAAAAAAACUCACACUUUGGAAUUGCUGGACAAUACUGAAGUGGAUCGAUUAGAUGUUUCCACCUUGUAUUCGCAGUAUGAUGGUCGAGCCAAAUUUCAAGUUUUUCGAGUUCCGUACUCUGAGCAUAGCAGCUUCAAGGAUCUGGCCAACUUUUGCGUAAAGCUUCCUUGGGCUCAAAUGAUUCCCACCGUAAACACCCACGACGCUUACAUGGUGGAGCAAAUGCAGCAGUGGUUUAGUGUUUGGAAGAGUAUACAAGAUGGAGGGAAAACGUUGAGCGGCGAGUAA
This is a messenger RNA of Lachancea lanzarotensis, 1899 nucleotides long. It is a transcript of the gene PSO2, whose product is annotated as LALA0S02e04610g1_1. Gene Ontology annotation, molecular function: 5'-3' DNA exonuclease activity; damaged DNA binding. NCBI's taxonomy places the organism in Eukaryota, Fungi, Ascomycota, Saccharomycetes, Saccharomycetales, Saccharomycetaceae. The transcript has a single exon. Gene Ontology annotation, biological process: double-strand break repair via nonhomologous end joining; protection from non-homologous end joining at telomere; interstrand cross-link repair. The coding region runs from base 1 to 1899 and encodes 632 amino acids. The record is from RefSeq and is a predicted model, not a curated record.